UCAGAGAUGGCGGGCGCCUCCGACCCCCUGGAAGAUAUGCUCUUUUCAGAGGUGGAUGAAAAAGCUGUCAGCGACCUCGUAGGCUCAUUGGAGUCUCAGCUUACUGGACAAAGCAGCUCUGCGGUUAAAACGGACGAAAACGGAGGCGCUGGCUCUGUGGCCCCUGCUAACCAUCACUUAGGAAAACCGCUACCAGCUCCAGUGAGCACCACAACACUAGAACAACAACAACAAGGACGGCGUAAUAAACCCGAAACGCUCCAAGAAAUAAACUCUAAAGACGCUAGCACGGAUAAAACUGUCACCUCUCCCUCACUACUGGGCUCCACUGCUGCUUUUGGCGAGCCUCCCACCACUUCGGCUGCCUGCGUGAACGCCACUAGCAGCGGUCCUCGAUCACAUGGAGCAUCCAUCACAACACUGGCUGCAUCUGGCGGGUCAACUUCGGCAUCCCCGCAGGACAGCAUCAGCACCGCGGCAAGCCGGAGCUCCACGGCUAGUCCGACCACGGGGGAGACGUCAGCCGAGGCGAGCACGCCGAGAAAACGCAUCGCGACGCCGAGGAGGAGCGCUUCCGCUCGGAUCAAGAGUUUGAACGGCGCAGCUGUGACGACGAGGAGGAACAGCAGUGCAGCGGUGGCAGAAAACGUCAGCUCCCCCGUGGGUUCAACUCCACCAAACUCCACCCGACUGCUCGCGUCCUCCAUCAACACCUCCACUUUCACCCUGUCCAACGCAAGCCUGCCUGUAGGUCAGUCAGCCAUUGCUCUCGACAGGGGGACUCCCACCAUUGCUUUGCGGAGGCUCCCGAGUCAUAUUGUAGCCAGUAUAGCCCAGAAUGGCAACGGGACCAGUGUUUCGGCCCUGGUGGUCCAACAGGGCGCACGUCUGGGACCUGUCACCUCAUCAGCUUCCCCGGAGGGGCACAGCAAACCAGCCACGGAUACUGGGUCUUCCACUGUAGAUGACUGUCAGUCCAAAAUUGUAAUGCCAAGCCAGUCUAGUAGUGUUAGCUCAGUGAUAAACACUGUAUCCUCGACUUCCUCUGCUGCCACACCAGCUCCAACCACUACAGCAUCUCCAAGCACCACCACAGUGAGCCAGCCUCUGAGCUCUGCACCUACCACAGCUGUGUGCGGGACAGGGGUGGCAACUUCUGCUGCAUGUGUGACUGUUCAAACUGCACCUGUCAUCACUACUACUACUACUACUACCAUCAGUAUGAUCAGGCCCGCAGCUCCCUCUCCAACACCCGCUGUGGCCACAUCUGUACAGUCUCAACCCCGUCCUGGACUUGCAACUCCUCAAAGGAUUGUAGCCCCCCAGCUGAUUGUCAGACCUUCCCAACAGCAGACGACCAUUCAGCUGCCCCCUGGCUUUACCAUCCCACCGGGGAUGGUGCUGGUACGUACCGAGUUGGGCCAGUUUGUCUUGGUUCCUCAGCAGGCUUUGGCUCAAGUUCAAGCUCAAGCUCAGGCCCAGAACAACAUGAGUCCGCGACCUAUGACCCCGGCCACCGGGACAUCCUUUAAUGUAACAACUCCACAGCAGUGUCCUGUGACCUCUCACACCACCAGGCAGUGUUCUUUGACCCCGGCCAAGAUGGCACCGUCUCCCUCUCCCACUCCUUCCAGCCCUGCCCUCCAGACCUCUUCCUCUUCUUCCUCCUCCUCCUCCUGUCCUGCACUUCGCCCUAAGGGCCCCAUGGCACCGACUGUGGCAGUGACGGCUCCACAGCAGACCCCAGUGGUUAUGGCUCCCCAGGGCCCUGCCCAGUCUACCUCUCAGCCAGUGCAGCCGGCACCGACGAGCGUCACAGCGGCCCCUGGAGCUUCAGUCGUGUCCCAGGAAAUGCAAGAGAAUGUGAAGAAGUGUAAGAAUUUCCUCGCCACACUUAUCAAACUGGCAUCUCACAACUCUCCCUCCCCCGAGACGUCCAAGAACGUUAAGGCUCUGGUUCAAGACCUGCUGGAUGCCAAGAUUGAACCGGAGGAGUUCACCAGUCGCCUGCAAACUGAGCUCAAAUCGUCUCCGCAACCAUACCUGGUCCCAUUUCUCAAGAAAAGUCUCCCGGCUCUCAGGCUGUCUUUGUUGAACAGUCAGCAUUCCCUGACCCAGCCCCUGCAGCAGGGAGUCAAACCAGCAGCCUGCGGCACUCCUCCUGCCAUCGUGACCGGGCCAGCUGUCCGCAUACGGCACCCUAACAGUAUCAGCACCACUGUGAGUGCCACAGCACUGCCUGCUGGGACGCUUGGACAUACAGCUGCCAUGGGUGUCAAGGCAGGAGGGGUCGUCGGUGGUCAAAUUCGUAUGCCCAUGGUCAUCACGCAGUCAAUCAGACCUCAAGGCACAAUGGGAAAGGGAGCCUUCAUACAAACAGGCAAAAGUCCAAUGGGUCUGCCUGUUCAGAUAUCUGGAAAUCAGAAAAACAAGCUCAACGACCCGGGAGGAGGCUCUUUCAGAGAUGAUGACGACAUCAAUGAUGUGGCCUCCAUGGCAGGGGUAAAUCUGAACGAGGAGAGCGCAAGAAUACUCGCAACCAACUCGGAGCUAGUGGGAACACAGAUCCGCUCGUGUAAAGACGAGGCCUUUCUCCAUCCAGGGCUGCUACACAGACGAAUUCUGGAAACUGCUAAGAAGUUUGGAGUGACAGAAGUGUCCAUGGAAGCUGUGACAUUCCUCUCACAUGCAACACAGUCACGACUUCGGACUGUUGUAGAAAAAGUUUCUAUUAUUGCACAGCAACGACUCGACUCCUGUAAGGACGACGAGUAUUACGAGCAGACUGCAGACGUUCGUUCGCAGCUUCGCUUCUUCGAGCAGCUGGAGAGAAUUGAGAAGCAGAGGAAGGACGAGCAGGAGAGGGAGAUCCUUCUGAGAGCAGCUAAAAGUCGCUCAAGGCAAGAGGACCCAGAGCAAGCUCGGCUGAAACAGAAAGCUAAGGAGAUGCAACAGCAAGAAGAGGCACAGAUGAGACAACGAGAUGCCAAUCUCACAGCACUAGCCUUCAUUGGACCCAGAAAAAAACGUAAAUUGGACUCACCGGGGUCUACGCCAUCAGGAACUGAGUCCGAAGCAGGCAGCCUGAUUUGGGGUAGCCACACUCAGUCUGUCCCUCCUCGGAGGAGGGCAGAUUGA
Molecule: messenger RNA, 3138 nt
Organism: Nematolebias whitei (Rio pearlfish)
Lineage: Eukaryota; Metazoa; Chordata; Actinopteri; Cyprinodontiformes; Rivulidae
Product: transcription initiation factor TFIID subunit 4-like
Exons: 16
Coding region: 7-3138 (1043 amino acids)
Biological process (GO): DNA-templated transcription; transcription initiation at RNA polymerase II promoter
Cellular component (GO): transcription factor TFIID complex
Molecular function (GO): RNA polymerase II general transcription initiation factor activity; protein heterodimerization activity; DNA binding
Source: RefSeq, a predicted model, not a curated record